Molecule: messenger RNA, 2415 nt
Organism: Arachis ipaensis
Lineage: Eukaryota; Viridiplantae; Streptophyta; Magnoliopsida; Fabales; Fabaceae
Source: RefSeq, a predicted model, not a curated record
CUUGACUACUACAACUAUUUAAUAACUAUGAAAUCUUAUUAGGUUCUUCCACAUCUUAAAAACUAGCUUCAUCAACCCAUUUCAUUGCUCCAUCCUCGAUCAACUAUAGUUUAUAUUUUAUCGUCUCACCCAAAAAGGAGCCAAAAUUAAAAGUAUAAUUAAGAGGAGAGAAUGAUGAUGAGGAUGAUAGACCAACACAACUUGGUACUUUGCGUAGCUUUAUCGUCACUUUGCAUUGCUUUUGCUCCUUGGAUCUCUAUUGAAGCUGCCCCUCCAUCCUCUCUUAUCACACAACUCCCUGGCUUCAAAACUUCUUUCCCAUCCAAGCAUUAUUCCGGGAUGGAAAUGUUGAGAGUGGGAAGAACCUGUUCUACUACUUUGUAAGUUCCGAAAGAAAUCCAGCAAAGGAUCCAGUUGUUCUAUGGUUGAAUGGUGGACCAGGUUGUUCUAGCUUCGAUGGCUUCGUUUAUGAGCAUGGGCCAUUCAACUUUGAGGCUUCAAGAACGGAAGGGAAUCUUCCCACCUUGCAUAUCAAUCCAUACAGCUGGUCUAAGGUUUCCAGUAUUAUUUAUUUGGAUUCACCUGCUGGGGUGGGUCUCUCUUACUCCAAGAAUUCCAGCAAAUACAACACUGGGGACUUACAAACUGCAUCUGAUACUCAUGCUUUUCUCCUAAAGUGGUUUGAGGAAUUCCCUGAAUUUCUUGAAAAUCCAUUUUAUAUUUCCGGGGAGUCUUAUGCUGGAAUAUAUGUUCCCACGUUGGCUUAUGAAGUGGUCAAAGGAAUCAAGGGUGGUAUUAAGCCCGUGAUCAAUUUCAAGGGUUAUAUGAUUGGAAAUGGUGUCACGGACAACACCUUCGAUGGCAACGCUUUUAUCCCAUUUGUGCAUGGGAUGGGCCUCAUAUCCGACAGUAUCUACGAGGAAGUAAAAGCUUAUUGCAAAGGAAAUGAUGACGAAAGUGAUAUGUGCUCAAAGAGUUACCUAAAAGUUGACAGGGCCAUUGAAGAUCUUAAUGUGUACAACAUACUAGAGCCAUGCUAUCAUAACUCAAAUACAGGUUCAACAGGGAAUGUGAGUUUGCCAACAAGUUUCAAGGAAUUAGGGAAAAGUGAGAAGCCACACCCACACCCUGUGAGGAAGAGGAUGUUUGGUAGGGCAUGGCCCCUUAAAGGCACAGUCAAAGAAGGCCCAGUUACAUUGUGGCCCCAGUUGGCUGAAGAUGGCCACAUUCCUUGUGUCAGUGAUGAGGUAGCAACUUCAUGGCUGAAUAACCAAGAAGUCAGACAGGCCAUCCAUGCUAAACCGAAAAGUGUUGCGGGUCCGUGGGAAUUAUGCACUAGAAGGAUAUAUUACAAUCACGAUGCUGGAAGCAUGAUUCCAUACCACAAGAAACUAACCAUCAUGGGCUAUCGAGCACUAAUUUUCAGUGGUGACCAUGAUAUGUGUGUGCCAUUUACUGGAACUGAGGCAUGGACACGAUCUCUUGGAUAUAAGAUCAUAGAUGAAUGGAGACCAUGGACCUCUAAUGACCAAGUUGCUGGAUACUUGCAGGCAUACAAUAACCACCUCAUCUUCCUCACUGUCAAGGGAGCUGGACACACAGUCCCUGAAUACAAGCCACGCGAGGCACUGGAUUUUUACAGCAGAUGGUUGGAAGGGAAAUCCAUAUAAAUCAUAGGCCACCUCAACUAUGUCCGAGUACUAAUUUGUUAUUAUUCGGUUAUGUAUAAUAAGCAAACUAUAUAGUGUAGCCAUUACACAUUUACUGCCAAUGUAAAAUUGGCAGAUUUCUCGUCAGUUGUUCAAAACCAAAUAGAAGGCUUCGUGACUAAGUAUAGUAUCAUUUUAAGGACAAUACAAGGUCCUCAUAAGUUACACAUGUCAAAAUAAAUAGGAUAAUUUGUCUUUUAGCAAUGUUACGAGACCAACAAAAUUUAUCAUUUUGGGUCAAUACUUAGCCAACAAACGUAUUUUUAAACGCAAUAUCCAAAGAAUAAGGUGUUGGCUAAACCCUAAACCCUAAACUUUUAAACCCUAAAUAUUAAACUCUAAAUCCUAAAUCCUAAUAGUAUAAAAAUAAAGUGUUAGUCCAAAAUAUUGGCUAAUAUUGAUAAAAAGUGUUGUUUCUAACAUUUCUUACUUUUUUUCUCUUUUCUUUCAGAAACCUCGUUAAGGAGAAAUGGAAGACUUUAAAAUAUUCAAAAUAUCUUUUGAACCCACAUAUUAUAAACUUUGACCCGUUCAAAAAUCUAGAACCAAUCCAUAAACCUAGCAAAGCAGUUGAAAUCAAUAAAUUCAAUGCACAAUGGUUUUUGUUAAAAGAAAAUAGAUUAUUUAAGUUAAAUCUCAAAGCACAGAAAUGCAUAAUACAACAUAAUCACUGGCGCUGGCAUGCAGGAAACGGACAUGAUGCAGA